Molecule: messenger RNA, 464 nt
Organism: Cuscuta europaea
Lineage: Eukaryota; Viridiplantae; Streptophyta; Magnoliopsida; Solanales; Convolvulaceae
Source: the annotation of a GenBank genome assembly
ACCGAAUCUAGGGAUUACAACUAUAUAUAUAAGAACUCGCCAAGUUUUUAAUCAUAUCAACCCAGCUUUGCAAUCACAGAUUCUUGGGUGCCCGAGAGCAGAGCAAAAACAUGAUGAAAAGAAGAGGAAGGAGCUUGGUAGCAUAAGGAAGGAGCAUUGGAGACAAGAGGAAGUUUCAUGGAGGACAAAGAUGUGUGAAAAAUCGGAUAUGAUUCGAACCGGAGAUCAUAAGAGAUCAAAUAAAACAAGUGAACAUGGGAAAAUCAGAUUAUGUCUUAGACCCAACCACUUCACUUCUCCUAUAAAAAAACUUCUUUCCUUCCCAUUUUAGAGACCAAUUUAAUCCCCUCUUUCAUAUACACUUUAUUCUUAUAAUUUAGGUAAUCUUUCCAUCUUGGUUUUGCUACUUUGAAUCUUAAUGAAUUGUAAGUUGUGAGUUAUUUUCUUUAAUCUUCUUCCUUGAA